GCCCGGAGCCCGCACCCGGCGGGUGUCUCCUCUGCGCUGCCCAGCAGCCGCUCGCACCAGCCAUGGACUGCUACACGGCGAAUUGGAACCCGCUUGGGGACUCUGCCUUUUACCGGAAAUAUGAGCUGUACAGCAUGGACUGGGACCUGAAGGAGGAGCUCAGGGACUGCCUGGUAGCUGCUGCGCCCUACGGGGGCCCCAUUGCACUGUUGAGGAACCCAUGGCGGAAGGAGAAGGCUGCCAGCGUACGGCCAGUGCUUGAGAUCUAUUCUGCUUCCGGCCUGCCUCUGGCCAGCCUGCUGUGGAAGAGCGGGCCCGUGGUGUCCCUAGGCUGGUCAGCUGAGGAGGAGCUGCUGUGUGUGCAGGAAGAUGGCGCAGUGCUGGUGUAUGGGCUUCAUGGCGAUUUCCGGAGACACUUCAGCAUGGGCAAUGAGGUGCUCCAGAACCGGGUUCUAGAUGCCCGGAUCUUCCACACAGAGUUUGGUUCGGGGGUGGCCAUCCUCACCGGUGCCCACCGCUUUACUCUCAGCGCCAACGUCAGUGAUCUCAAACUCCGCCGGAUGCCAGAGGUGCCAGGGCUGCAGAGCGCACCUUCGUGCUGGACCACACUCUGCCAGGACCGAGUUGCACACAUUCUCCUGGCUGUGGGGCCUGAUCUUUACCUCCUGGACCAGUCAGCGUGCUCCGCAGUGACGCCCUCUGGCCUGGCGCCAGGAGUGAGCAGCUUCCUGCAAAUGGCUGUCUCCUUCACCUGCCGGCACCUGGCGCUCUUCACGGACACAGGCUACAUCUGGAUGGGGACAGCGUCACUCAAGGAGAAGCUGUGUGAGUUCAACUGUAACAUCCGGGCACCCCCGAAGCAGAUGGUCUGGUGCAGCCGCCCUCGCAGCAAAGAGAGGGCCGUUGUGGUGGCUUGGGAGAGGCGGCUAAUGGUGGUGGGUGAUGCGCCUGAGAGCAUCCAGUUUGUGCUGGAUGAAGACUCCUAUUUGGUGCCUGAGCUGGAUGGGGUCCGCAUCUUCUCUCGGAGCACCCACGAGUUCCUACAUGAGGUUCCAGUGGCCAGCGAAGAGAUCUUCAAAAUUGCCUCGAUGGCUCCUGGAGCACUGUUGUUGGAGGCCCAGAAAGAGUAUGAGAAGGAGAGCCAGAAGGCAGAUGAGUACCUCCGGGAGAUCCAGGAGCUGGGGCAGCUGACCCAGGCCGUGCAGCAGUGCAUCGAAGCUGCGGGACAUGAGCACCGGCCAGACAUGCAGAAGAGCCUGCUCAGGGCGGCCUCCUUUGGGAAGUGUUUCCUCGACAGAUUUCCACCUGACAGCUUCGUGCGCAUGUGUCAGGACCUGCGUGUACUCAAUGCCAUCCGAGACUAUCACAUUGGGAUCCCCCUCACUUACAGCCAGUAUAAGCAACUCACCAUCCAGGUGCUGCUGGACAGGCUUGUGUUGCGGAGGCUUUACCCUCUGGCAAUCCAGAUUUGUGAGUACCUGCGCCUUCCUGAAGUGCAGGGCGUCAGCAGGAUCCUGGCCCACUGGGCCUGCUACAAGGUGCAACAGAAGGAUGUGUCCGAUGAGGAUGUUGCUCGGGCCAUUAACCAGAAGCUGGGGGACACGCCUGGCGUCUCUUACUCUGACAUUGCUGCGCGGGCCUAUGGCUGUGGCCGCACAGAGCUGGCCAUCAAGCUGCUGGAGUAUGAGCCGCGCUCUGGGGAGCAGGUACCCCUUCUCCUAAAGAUGAAGAGGAGCAAACUGGCACUGAGCAAGGCCAUUGAGAGUGGGGACACUGAUCUGGUGUUCACGGUGUUGCUGCACCUGAAGAAUGAGCUAAAUCGAGGAGAUUUUUUCAUGACUCUUCGGAACCAGCCCAUGGCCCUCAGUUUGUACCGACAGUUCUGUAAGCAUCAGGAGCUAGAGACGCUGAAGGACCUUUACAAUCAGGAUGACAACCACCAGGAGCUGGGCAGCUUCCACAUCCGAGCCAGCUAUGCCGCAGAGGAGCGUAUCGAGGGGCGAGUUGCAGCUCUGCAGACAGCAGCUGACGCCUUCUACAAAGCCAAGAACGAGUUUGCAGCCAAGGCCACAGAGGAUCAGAUGAGGCUCCUACGGCUGCAGCGACGCCUAGAAGACGAGCUGGGGGGCCGGUUCCUGGACCUGUCUCUGCAUGACACGGUCACUACUCUCAUCCUCGGAGGCCACAACAAACGCGCAGAGCAGCUGGCGCGUGACUUCCGCAUUCCUGACAAGAGGCUCUGGUGGCUGAAGCUGACGGCCCUGGCAGAUCUGGAAGACUGGGAGGAGCUAGAGAAGUUUUCAAAGAGCAAGAAAUCACCCAUCGGCUACCUGCCCUUUGUCGAGAUCUGCAUGAAGCAACACAACAAAUAUGAGGCCAAGAAGUAUGCCUCCCGUGUGGGUCCGGAGCAGAAGGUCAAGGCCUUGCUUCUCGUUGGGGAUGUGGCUCAGGCUGCAGACGUGGCCAUCGAGCACAGGAACGAAGCAGAGCUGAGCCUCGUAUUAUCCCACUGCACUGGAGCCACAGACGGGGCCACGGCUGACAAAAUUCAGCGGGCUAGGGCACAAGCCCAGAAGAAGUGAAGGGCUCACCCCGCACACCUCCCUGAGCUCUAGGCUCGGCCGAAGUGUCACUGCACAUCCUGCUUCUCUCUCAGGGCUAAGCCGAGGAGCUGGGGUGGGGUGGGGUGGUCGCCGGGGGUCUGGUUGUAAAUAAAG
Messenger RNA from Hyaena hyaena (striped hyena), 2717 nucleotides. It is a transcript of the gene VPS16, whose product is annotated as VPS16 core subunit of CORVET and HOPS complexes. The transcript is spliced from 24 exons. Gene Ontology annotation, molecular function: actin binding. Gene Ontology annotation, cellular component: HOPS complex; endosome; lysosomal membrane. Gene Ontology annotation, biological process: intracellular protein transport; endosomal transport; vacuole fusion, non-autophagic. Lineage: Eukaryota; Metazoa; Chordata; Mammalia; Carnivora; Hyaenidae. Bases 63 to 2582 code for a protein of 839 amino acids. The record is from RefSeq and is a predicted model, not a curated record.